AUGCUACGUUUAGCGUAGGCGACCACUAUUCGAGUUCUAUGACUGCUGAACGAAACUCUCCGGCGGCAAGUACUUUGUUUUCCCUCAUCAUACUCAAGAAAUGAUUCAGUGGCAGAAGGUCCUGGUUCAGAUGGUCUGUUAAAUUACUUUGCCCAACGAAAGUCAGCAUGUCCUGCAAAUGUGUAGCCUUUGGAUGUGGCAAAACUGAAGAUGAUGACGUGACACUGUUCAGAUUCCCUCAGGAUCCUGAGAAGUUUCGAAAGUGGGAAAAACAAGUUCAGCGUUCACGCGUCGGGUGGACUGCCACACCAGACUCCUACCUUUGCAGCGAGCAUUUUGGGAAGGAGUAUUUUGAGCCGAAGGCCCACCCUAGCGAUUUGAGGCUGAGACCAGGAGCUGCUCCCACCGUGUUUGUCCGUCCUCACAGUACCUCUUGUGAUGGAGAGUUGGGGGGCAGUCAGCAUGAUCGAGACAGGAUUUCGCACCCUGACGUACAAAGCGUCCCAAAAUCGCUCUUAAAAAAGGCCACAGUGGAGUCUGCUUAUCAUAAAAUGGCGAAACCCAGGAGGAAAAAAGUGACUGGACAAUCGCUGAUUUCUGAAGAAGAGGCCUUGGACAUUCCAGUCGUUUGCGAGAUGUGUGGCACCAAAGGUUUAACUGGCAAUUUUUAUUCCAAAACCAAGCGGUUCUGCAGUAGGUCCUGCUCACGUUCCUAUUCAUCAAACUCCAAAAUGACCUCUGUACUGGCACGAUUACAGGGCAAACCUCCCUCUAGAAAUGCAACUGUGCUGCACAAAGUUUGCCAACGCGCCAUCAGACAAGGACAGAAGAGCGAUAGACGGAAAAACACUUCUUUUGAGUGGGGCCCAUAUUUGGACAAGGAGACAUCGGUGGCUGCACCGGUCACCUGCUUCCCUCACGCUCCCAUGUGUGACCAGUGGGAUGAGGUCACAGUAGGGAUGAAGGUGGAGGUCCUCAACACUAAUGCAGUCCUGCCCAGCAAGGUGUACUGGAUCGCCACUGUCAUCCAAAUAGCAGGUUACAAGGCGCUUCUGAGGUACGAGGGCUUUGAACAUGACAGCAGUCACGACUUCUGGUGCAGUCUCGUCUCGGGUGAUUUGAACCCGAUUGGAUGGUGCGCCAUCACGAGCAAACUGCUGGUGCCACCACAAGGUGUGAAAAGGAACAUUCCAGACUGGAAGGAAUACCUGACCAAUAAGUUGGUGGGAAGUUACACAAUUCCGGUGGAUUUCUACAUGAAGUUGUCUGAGAGCAUGAAGGUCUCCUUCAAGUCUGGGAUGCAGCUGGAGGUGGUGGACCCUGAGCAAGUGCGUCAGACCUGCAAGGCUGUUGUGGAGUCUGUCGUCGGAGGUCGUCUCAAGUUGUCCUAUACUGAGCAAAGUGACAGCCAGGAGUUGUGGUGUCACGUGAGGAGUCCACUAAUACAUCCCACUGGCUGGUCCAGCCGCGUGGGCCAUGCAACAAAAGAGUCCACAGGCAACGGCCAAGAAACCUAUGUCUCCAAGAACAACUGUGAUGCUGCAUUAUUUAAAAAGCUCAGAUUUGUCUACAUAGACAGAGGAUACUUUCAAGAAGGAAUGAAAUUGGAGACCAUCGACCCACUGAACCUGGGAAACAUCUGCGUGGCCACCGUCCGAAAGCAGGACCUUCAACACCACAUCCGUCCACAGGUGUUGUUAGAGGGCUACCUGAUGAUUGGUAUUGAUGGCAUGAUACCUGACUCCAGCUCUGACUGGUUCUGCUACCACGCCUCCUCUCACGCACUCCUCCCCAUCAACUUCUGCAAAAAGAACAACAUCCCAUUGAAGGUGCCUGAAGGUUACAGCCCCGAGACCUUCUGCUGGGACCAGUACCUGACUGAGACCCAAGCUAAAGCUGCUCCGCCACACCUCUUCAAUACUGACUUCCUGGGUCAUGGCUUCUCCCCCAGCAUGAAGCUGGAGGCGGUUGACCUCAUGGAGCCUCGGCUGGUCUGUGUGGCCACUGUAAAACGGGUGGUGGGUCGCCUGCUCCUCAUCCACUUUGAUGGAUGGGAGAAUGAGUUUGACCAGUGGGUGGACUGCCAGUCUCCUGAGCUGUACCCUGUCGGCUGGUGUGACCUCACUGGGUAUCCGCUCCAACCCCCACCUGGUCUUGUUGAAGCUGUGGAAAAUCAAGGAAUUCGCAUCAAGAAGCCCAGGCCGACUCCCUUACGGAAAAAGAGAAGGAAGCCAAACAGGAAGAGACUGCUGUCAAAUGAAAGAUCCACCGAUGACCAUGAUGAGCAGGAGGUUUAUGAUGAGAAGGACCAGGAUUAUGUUGCCCCUCGAUGGAUCAAUGUUCGCCCUGCGGGGCAGGACAGCCCCUCUGUCCCACCGGAGGUGUCACCCAUCCUUCCCAAAACAGAGCCAAUGGAGGUGGAGAUCCAUGCAGUGCAGGUGAAAAUUGAAGAGAUGGAGACCCCGAUUGCUCCUGCGGAUCACCCCCAUCAGACCAUCAUGGGAACUGUCAAACAAGAAGGGCUCCUGGCUACAACUGAUGUUACAGAUCAGGAAACUGAGCAGAGUGGAAGUGCAGGAGAGCCAAGCGAAGCAUAUGGACCAGUAGAAGACAGCUUCACUGAGGAGAGCGACAUGGAGCAGGAGUCCUAAUUAUUUUCACUGAAGAGUCGACAGCGGCAGCCAUGUCUCUUCUAUCUUUGUGACUACACUUCAGUACCAGUGUACUGGACAUACUGGGCCUUUCAGCAGCAAUCCUAGUUGUUUACCUUCAUUAGGAUUCUACUGAGGUUUUUCUCUGCCUUAUGUGGUCAUAUAAAUAUAUACACAUAAAUAUGUACUCACUCUUUAUUUGAUCUGUGUUUGUGCGCUUCCUUGAGAAUACAGUGCUACAAGAAUGACUAUUACAGAUUUGUGCAGGUGAAAUGUGUAGACAUCAUGAUGGGGCAGAGUCAAGUCAUGCUGCGCCGCUUGGUUUUUGAAGCUGCUUGUGAAGGCUUUGUCUUCGAACUCUGCCGCGGUUUUGCUUUGGCUUUGGCCAUUUUUCCAUGUCCGUGGCCAUUUAGGUGCAUUGGCUUUGGUUUGUUGGCCUUGGGGGGCUUUGGCAUAAUGCUGGCAGGGACUGGAAGACUCUCACCUCCAGGGCACGCCUUAAACACGUGGACAUCUUUGACUCUGCGACCCCUCAGCUCUGGAGGGUUGGCGCAGGUGGCUCGUACCUUCAGGUUGACUUUUUCGAUCCAACUGAAAAAGAGAUGAAACAGCCGAAAUUCAGAUCAGCAGUUACUGGUUGAGUAAAUUGGCGGCAAACUUAGUAACUUUUUAAUCCUAAGUGACCCGCAAAAUGGACAGCAGACCCAACCUCUUCACUCCUCUCUCAUAAGUGUUUGCAUACAUUAUACAAUUUAACUACUUUCUUUACUUUUCUGAGAGUACUUGUGUUCAUGAUCGCUUUUUACUUGAGUAGUGUCCCUUCAACAAUUAUUUGCGGCUCAUGCGAUUGUUGACUCAAAGUAGAACUCACAUGCGUAGCGGCAGCAGGGGACAGUCACACAUCAGUGGAUUGUCAGCGAGGUUUAUAACUUCCAAAGAAGCGAAUGAGUUGAAGUCUGGCACUUCCUCUAGCUGGUUCCCCUCCAGGAAAAGACUCCUCAGCCCUGGACCGAGACCGACCAAAGAGUUGGGGGACAUCUAAACAAAAAAUAUCCUGAUAAACCCCUGUUUUACUGCAGUGAUGCUGCGUAGAUUAACCAUUCUCACCUUCUCAAGUCCCAUGUUAUCCAGAUACAGCUCCUUCAAGGAACUGGCCAUAGAGUGAAAAGCAUUGGGUCCCACCCAGCGGAUAGAAUUCCCUGAAAGCCUCAGGUCACGAAGGUUUCCUGCCAUGCUCAGUGCUUCAGUGGGAACUUCCUUCAGCUUGUUUCCAGACAGGUGCAAAGUGUCUAGAUCUCUGGCUUGGGCCAAAGCUUUGGGUGAAACAUUCCCAAUGACAUUCCCAGUUAGAUAGAGCGCUCGUAGGCCCUCUGCCCCUGUCAAGAUGUUCGACUCGAGCUUUGUGAUGGAGUUGUUUUCCAAAUGAAGAGCAAGGAGACCGGGGAGCAGUUUGAAAGCUCCUGAGGGGAAGCUGGUAAAGCGGUUCUUCUCCAGAUGUAGAUAAGUCAGCUGAGAAAGCCCUUGUAGGAAAGAGAGAUAAACAUAAAUGGCACUUCUCAGUGAGGAACAUAGAAGCCCAAGAACAAACUGGCACACCUUUAAAUGCAUCAGGACUAAGGGAGGUCAGAUCGUUCUCAGACAGGUAAAGGUAGAUCAGUCCCUUCAUGCCGCUGAAAGCACCACUCUCCACCUCUACAAUCUUGGAACGCUGCAGAUGAAGGGACACCACUUGAGCGACACCAGGGAAGCUGUUGCUGGGGAUGUAGUGGAAGUUAUUGCCACGAAGGUCGAGGAGGCGAGUGUCAGGAGCAAAGCCUCGAGGGACUUUUGUAUGGCCCCGGUUUUCACAAGAAGAAUGGUGGCUGUCUGCCUGGGGAAUAAAAAAAAACCUUCCUGAAACCAACUUCAUGAAGACAUGUUAUCCAUUUCCUUGGGUGCAUGAUAGCUUUUCCCGUGUUCUCCUCUAAACUAUACUCACAUCACAUGCACAGUUGGCUGGACACUUGACCUUCUUCUCAGGCUCCUCGGUAGGUCGAGGUGCCAUCCUUGUGGCUUCUUCAAACUCUGCCUUCAGCAUGGCCUCCUGGCUCUGACAACGUAAAUCUGAUGGGUAGACAGCUUCCAAGCUCUCUCCAGAAAGAUGUGCCGGUCCUCCACAUGCACCGAUCAGCUUCACCUUACUCCUGAUGGCCCACUCCCUGCAGUGCAAAUGGAACGAUUGCCACUCUGGCUAGCUAUUCUUAGGCUGCUUGUUUACUGUACCUCAGUGGGCGCAGGUAGCAAUUGCAGUAGAUGGGGUUUCCUGUGAGUUGGAGUCGUGCAAGGUUUGGGAGCCCCUCAGCAAAAGGCUGGAGGACGCGUAACUGGUUGUGACUCAGGUCCACGUGGAUCAGGCUUUGAGACUUUGAAAGGGCUGUGUUGGACAGGUCUUGCAGCGACAUGUGAUCCAGGAAGAGAUGGGUAAGCUUGGCCAUGGACACUGCAUCCUCACCCAAGUAAGUCAUAGGGUUGUAGCUCAGAUCCAACCGGGUCACUUCAGGCAACCUAGCCGAAGGCAGGAGAAAGACACAAGGAAAUUGUGAGCGAAACAUGGUCAUCUUGAGUUAGACCUGUUUUCGUAGCCAACCUGGUCAUGGUGUCUGAGGGGAAAAACUGAAGCUCAUUGUGGUCCAGACUGAGUCGGGUGAGUGUGAACAGUCCGGCAAAGGCCUCGAUAUCGAGGUAGUUCAGAGAGUUGUGACUGAGACGAAGCCAUUUGAUAUUCUGUAGGCCCUUUAAAAAGAGGUCAGUGGCGUUGGAACUAGGAAAGAUUCCACAAGAUUUUGUCCUUGAAAGCAUGACAUCAAAUUAUCAUGUGAAGAGCCGCUUCCGUGUUCUUGUUAGUGUUUGGAAGUCCAUGACAGAAUAGAGGACCUACUUAAAGCCUUCUGGCUCGGUGAGAGAAGAGUUAAAUAUGGAGUUAUUAGUGUUACAUUGAUGAUGCUGGGAUUUUGACAGGGACGCAUCAGCUCCCAAGCGUUACUCCUCCUUGUUUACCUGGAAGGCCAUGUUUGGAAUGUAGACUAGCUGGUUGUGUGUGAUGGAAAGCAGGUUGAGGAAGCCGAGCUGAGAGAAAGCCCCGGGCUGGAUUUCCUCAACACGGUUGCGGUCAAUCAUAAGCUGCUUCAGCGAGGAAAGGCCGUCAAAGGAUUCCUGGACUCAGAAAGGACAAAAGGCAUUUCACAUUUCAGUGGGGUUGGACUGAAAAUACCUGACAGGGUGGAUCCACGUUGUUUUAUGAGCCAAACAAUAGAUUGAUGGAAUGUCUGACAGGGUCGGUCUGUUGUCUUAAAGGUCUGAACACAGAUCUGUCUGGGAUGGAAGAUUAGUUUCAUACUCCGCACCCACCUGACCAUUUCAAAAUCUGCUUCUACUUCAACACGCUUGUCUCCUUCAGAUUUAGCUGCAUGUUUGACAAAAGUAAAUACAAGUUGCAAGUGUUUUGGUGAAUGUUGUUCAAAUGUCAACGAUCAAGAUGUGACUGAUCUUGGAGUUAAACUUGGAGUCAAAAAUGUCUUUACAUCACUAUUUCAUUUUUUUAGGCAAGAGACUUGCCAAAACCAGUUCACUUGAGUGGUAGACUAGUGUGAUCCAUAUGUAACUGUCAAGGAGCUCUGUCAUCCAAGAGUGAGUGUAACUGUGUUAAUGCUGUGACACGUUGAAUUUCCUCACUGUGGGACAAUGUGUGAUGACAUAGAAAAAGAGUCCCUGAGUUUCUUUAUGACCUGAAUAAGUGUUGUCGGCGCACCUGGUAGAGGAUCUCAAUGUUGUUGUUGGCCAGAUUGAGGAAGACCAGGCGGCCAAGACCUCGAAAAGCGCCCUCUUUGACCCUGCGAAUGUUACACCGUUGCAUCGACAGAUGAGUAAGGUAGGGAGUGUGUCUGAAAGCCCCUGUGGGGAGUUCCUGGAUGUCAUUUCCCCUGAGAUCCAACUUCACUGUGAUCUAUGAGGGGAAAUAGAAUGUCAAGUCAAGGGUCAACUGUUAAAUUCGAUGUAGAUAUUAGUGACCAGGGAGAACCUCGUCGACUGUCGGGGGGACUUGAGUGAGGUUUUUGUUGACACAGGCCACAGUGAGCUGGAUCUGGCCACACACGCACUGCUGGGGACACUUGGCCGCCUCUGCAGCAGGUGACCUGACGAGGACCAGGCUGAGGAGCAGAAGCUUGGGAGACAGAAAUAUAACAAUGUGUUUUCAUUAAAAUAAAAAUGAUCGACUACAGGAAGUGCUAAAUGAAUCUGAUAUCAACUAUCUGAAUUGUACGACUGCUCUUACUCACUGUGUGAAUGGUUUAAGCUGCACGUUUGAACCAGUGUUUGAACCAUAUGUGAACUGGAGUUUAUAAGGUGUGUAAAAAUCACUUUCAAAAUUCCUGAUUCAAGUAGGCGAGCCAAAGUAUAUGUUUCAUAUCAAACUGCCUUCAGUCACCCGUUCCUUGUACCAGACCCGGAAGGACAAAAGAUUGCUAGA
This is a messenger RNA of Synchiropus splendidus (mandarinfish), 7158 nucleotides long. It is a transcript of the gene l3mbtl2, whose product is annotated as L3MBTL histone methyl-lysine binding protein 2. Gene Ontology annotation, molecular function: zinc ion binding. Gene Ontology annotation, cellular component: nucleus. The coding region runs from base 168 to 2651 and encodes 827 amino acids. The record is from RefSeq and is a predicted model, not a curated record. NCBI's taxonomy places the organism in Eukaryota, Metazoa, Chordata, Actinopteri, Syngnathiformes, Callionymidae. Gene Ontology annotation, biological process: regulation of DNA-templated transcription. The transcript is spliced from 18 exons.